AUGCAGCAGCAAGGCGAUCAUAACGACCGUCUUCUGAUAGCAAUACUAGGCUGUCUCGACGAGCUCCACUAUGAAUGUCACCCAGAUGUCAUGUGGCGAAUUAGGUCCGAGCUUACAGCCCUCGUGAACUUUGAUGCCGAAAUUCCUGAAUCAGAACCAGAUUCGGUCUUCAAAUGGUCGCAUCAGGCUGUUCUCCUUCUAAUUGAGGAGUAUCGGAAGAGAGAGGAAGAUGUCAUAUCAGGCAAAAUAUCGCAAAAGCGAGUGUGGAAGUCGAUCAGUGAAGUUCUUUGUAGGCAUGGACAUGAUGUUACUGGCCCACAAUGCCAAAGCAAAUUUAACGGGAUGAAGAGAACAUUUAAAUCCAUCAAAGAUCACAAUUCUAAAUCAGGAAAUAAUCCUCGGUCCUGGCCUUAUACUGAGGUGAUGGAAUCUUUGUUAGGAGAGAAACCUUUUAUGAAUCCUGUUGUUGAGAUCAUGGAGCUUGAUGAACACUUGACUCCC
Molecule: messenger RNA, 501 nt
Organism: Linepithema humile (Argentine ant)
Lineage: Eukaryota; Metazoa; Arthropoda; Insecta; Hymenoptera; Formicidae
Source: RefSeq, a predicted model, not a curated record